GAUAUUUCGCUCAGUGAUUCAGUCGCUAUCCGAUUUCUGGGCAAAAAGACGGUUUAUGAACAACCCUGAUUCAAAAUUUUAGGUUAAAAUUUCUCCGCAUUUUAUAAUAGCCCAAAAAACUCAAUUUAUCCGACCCAAAAUAACAAGUUUUGAAACGAAAAAAUUGGGUCUACACCUGAACCCCCUGAAGUUUUAGCCUAAAACAGACCACUUUUCUCCCUCCAAUCCUCAACUCUACAGUCUACACCAUAUGAGUGUGUGACCAUAUACAGAUACACGAAGUAGUUUAUAGUUUUUACUACUAGAGGUUUACAAAAUACAGGUCCUCUAAAUAGAAAACUCUUGAAACCACUUCUUAUUCAACCCUUUAAAGUUUUAUCGCUUAUUCUCCUGGAAAUUGGAAUGUGUGAGACUAUGAGUUGCGGAUGCAGAAUUUCGCAGCAUCUUAAACUCAAAGAGUGUGAGGGAUUUGGGAUUCAAUUUUCUUCUUCUCCCAAAUUCUUAAUUUCUUCCUAUAUUAAACCCCAACUUUCUCAACCCACCACAAAUACAAUAGGAAAAUUACUAGCAAAAACUUCUUCUUUUGCUUUUUCUUCUUCUUCUUCUAUUGCCACUUCUUUCCCUUUCAUCAGUUGUCUUCAAUCUAAAUUUCCCCGCGAAGUCCCAAUACUAGAAGAUUCAUCCUUCAGCCAGAAGGACGAUGAUAGUGAGAUUUCAUCUGAAGGGUUGUCAUCAAUAGCAGGAGGCAUAGUAGCAUUGGGGAAGUUCGACGCCCUUCAUAUUGGUCACAGGGAACUUGCCAUUCAAGCAUCUGAAGCUGGUGCUCCAUUUCUUUUGUCAUUUGUAGGGAUGGCAGAAGUGUUUGGCUGGCCACCUAGGGCUCCUAUUGUUGCUAAAUGUGACCGCCAUCGGGUUCUUUCUUCGUGGGCUCCAUUCUGUAAUAAUGUUCCUCCACAGGAAUUCUUGAUUGAUUUUGCAAGUGUUAGGCAUCUCACUCCUCAGCAAUUUGUGGAGAAGCUAUCUAAGGAGCUUGGUGUACGUGGGGUUGUGGCAGGUGAAAAUUACAGGUUUGGAUAUAAAGCUGCUGGUGAUGCAUCUGAACUGGUGAGGUUAUGUGACAAAUACGGGAUACAUGCAUAUAUAAUAAAUUCUGUUAUGGACAAGAAUCAAGACACGAUUAAUCCGGCCCUACGGGAUAAGAAAGAGAGAGGCCAAGUCUCAUCUACACGUGUACGGUAUGCUCUCAGUAAAGGAGAAAUAAACUAUGUUUCGGAGCUGUUGGGGCGACAGCAUCGCCUCAUCUUGUCAGCUGGAAGAAAGGAAGAGUUUGUUUCUGUUGAAAAUCGCCUUUCUGCUCCAAGAGCAUAUCUGUUGAAUCUACCACCUAAAGAUGGUUUAUAUGGGCAUUGUUCCCUUAUAGUUGGUGAUAGACAGUUUUCAUGUAGGGUGCUCAUUGAUUCAGCACAUAUCCACAUAGAAUCAGAUGAGAAGGGUCUCUGUUUUUCGGAUGCUUAUAACAAUCAUCGGUUUUUGGGCAUUGAAUUUAGGAGCUAAACAAGUUGAUUCUGACAUUCAUGUAGCUUGAGCAAUUGGGUUUACAGAUUAGUUGAUCUAGCAUUGGGAUUAUUUUGUGAAUCUGGAUCAUUUCGAGCAACUGUACGGGUCAGUAACGAGAGAGAAAUCUUGAUUUGGUCUUCAAAUGCUAUUUAAGACGUGAAAAUGGGUCCAAUGCCUACUGAUAUGGGCACUUGAAUGAUGGUCCUUUGAUUAUCGAGUUGGCAGCAAAGCUGUAUAGUGUAUCCGAUUGAGGCUGGAGGUUUAUGCUAGUUUCAUGAAUUGGCAAGAAUAUUGCACUCAUUGUAUUGGUGUAGUAUUCUGCUCUCUCUACAUACUGUGCAAUUUAUUUAGAAAAGGUAAGAAACCCUUCUUCUUCUUGGAUUGGUUGGUAAAAUACCAGUGUUGCUAGUGUUAGAUAAUCUGAAGUACUACAGAUCAAUUGUUUUAGUGUGCAAAAAAUGGGAAAGAACAAAAAUAUAGUUCUUUUUGUUCUGAAAGUAAUAUAGAUGAAUACUGUUGUAUUCUUAUUUCUUCUGUAUUUCAAUGUUGAAUUAAAAUCAAUUUCGCCAUUGGUUAGCAGUUGGUAAUAAAAGGUGUGGUUGCAACUA
Messenger RNA from Beta vulgaris subsp. vulgaris (sugar beet), 2165 nucleotides. Its product is annotated as FAD synthetase 1, chloroplastic. Gene Ontology annotation, biological process: riboflavin biosynthetic process; C-terminal protein methylation. NCBI's taxonomy places the organism in Eukaryota, Viridiplantae, Streptophyta, Magnoliopsida, Caryophyllales, Amaranthaceae. The coding region runs from base 403 to 1554 and encodes 383 amino acids. The record is from RefSeq and is a predicted model, not a curated record. Gene Ontology annotation, molecular function: FMN adenylyltransferase activity; protein C-terminal S-isoprenylcysteine carboxyl O-methyltransferase activity. The transcript has 5 exons. Gene Ontology annotation, cellular component: endoplasmic reticulum.